Malania oleifera is the source of this 1767-nucleotide messenger RNA. Its product is annotated as sugar transporter ERD6-like 5. The transcript has 18 exons. Gene Ontology annotation, cellular component: membrane. NCBI's taxonomy places the organism in Eukaryota, Viridiplantae, Streptophyta, Magnoliopsida, Santalales, Ximeniaceae. Gene Ontology annotation, molecular function: sugar transmembrane transporter activity. Bases 138 to 1601 code for a protein of 487 amino acids. The record is from RefSeq and is a predicted model, not a curated record. Gene Ontology annotation, biological process: carbohydrate transport; transmembrane transport.
CCUGUUGUAGUCUGCUCAACGACAGCCCAACUCUCUCUCUCUCUCUCUCUCUCUCUCUCUCUCUCUGUGACUGAGCAUAGACAAAUCCAUCAGGGCUCUUCUUUCAAACCCACCAGUAUUUUGAUUUCUGAAUCUAAAUGGAGAGAGUAACCAUAGAAGAAAGAGGGCAGGUGUCAAGUCCUCUGCUUGCAAAAGCAGAGCCUAUUCCCAACUUACACGGCGCAGCCGGCGGCGGGGAUGAUGAGCGGCGGAGCAGUGGCUCUUCUUCCGCCACAUCUGUCGUCGUCCUCAGCACCUUUUUUGCCGUCUGCGGUUCCUACGUUUUCGGUUCCGCUGUGGGAUUUUCAUCACCGGCACAGGCUGGAAUUAUGGAUGACCUGGGUCUCUCCAUAGCUGAAUACUCAGUUUUUGGUUCAAUAUUGACCAUUGGAGCAAUGUUAGGUGCAGUAAUGAGCGGAAGGAUAGCAGAUCUCUUUGGUAGGAGAGGUACAAUGUGGUUUUCGGAGGUGUUCUGCAUCAUUGGUUGGCUUGGAAUACUGUUUUCUAAGGGUUGUUUGAGCCUUGAUCUUGCAAGACUUUCAAUGGGAUAUGGAAUUGGGCUUCUUUCUUAUGUGGUUCCUGUAUAUAUAUCAGAAAUAACUCCAAAGAAUCUUCGAGGAGGUUUUGCCACAGUUAACCAGCUGAUGAUAUGUUGCGGUGUAUCUGUAAUGUAUCUAAUUGGAACUGUCCUAACCUGGCGCACUUUGGCUGUGAUUGGAGUUAUUCCAUGUGUCACACAGCUUGUGGGAUUGUUUUAUGCUCCUGAGUCUCCUAGAUGGCUAGCAAAGCUUGGUAGGUGGAAAGACUGUGAAACUGCUCUGGAGCGCCUUAGGGGACACGGUGCCAAUAUCUCUCAAGAAGCAGCUGAGAUUAGAGAAUACACAGAAGCCGUUCAGCACCUCUCAGAAGCUAGAAUUCUGGACUUGUUCCAGUGGAAAUAUGCUCAUUCACUCAUUGUUGGGGUUGGGCUGAUGGUGCUUCAACAAUUUGGAGGAGUGAAUGGGAUUGCAUUUUAUGCUAGUGCUAUAUUUGUGUCAGCUGGUUUUUCUGGGAGAAUCGGGACUGUGUCAAUGGUGGUUGUUCAGGUUCCCAUGACCUUGCUGGGUGUACUGUUAAUGGAUAAAUCUGGACGACGACCACUUCUAUUGGUGUCUGCAGCAGGAACAUGCGUGGGUUGCUUCCUUAUAGGACUGUCAUUCUCCUUGCAGGACCUUCAGCAGUGGAACUUCAGUCCCUUUUUAGCUCUUGCUGGUGUACUGGUAUUUACAGGAUCUUUCUCAUUAGGGAUGGGAGGAGUUCCAUGGGUUAUAAUGUCAGAGAUAUUUCCCAUAAACACGAAGGGUUCAGCUGGCAGCCUUGUGACACUCGUCAACUGGUUUGGUUCGUGGAUUAUUUCAUAUGCUUUUAACUUCCUAAUGAAAUGGAGCUCAGCAGGGACAUUCUUCAUCUUCUCCAGCAUAUGUGGAUUCAGUAUACUGUUUGUUGCAAAGCUGGUACCGGAGACUAAGGGGAGAACUCUAGAAGAAAUACAAGCAUCAUUGAAUCCAUUUUCUUCAAGAUAAAACUUUCACAUAUUAUCCUUGCAUUGUAUGUCAUCAUGUGCAAUUGUAAUUGACAUUCAAGGGGUGGGCCUGCGCUUAUUCAGCCAUGUGGCUGCAGGUUCUUCCCCCAUCAGAACCUGAUUUGGUGGUUUGGUAUUUGGUUAAAUGACGAUGAAGGCAUUUUUUU